This is a messenger RNA of Penicillium angulare, 1356 nucleotides long. Its product is annotated as alpha-ketoacid dehydrogenase kinase family protein. Gene Ontology annotation, cellular component: mitochondrion. Gene Ontology annotation, biological process: regulation of glucose metabolic process; protein phosphorylation. The coding region runs from base 1 to 1356 and encodes 451 amino acids. The record is from RefSeq and is a predicted model, not a curated record. The transcript has 2 exons. Gene Ontology annotation, molecular function: pyruvate dehydrogenase (acetyl-transferring) kinase activity. Lineage: Eukaryota; Fungi; Ascomycota; Eurotiomycetes; Eurotiales; Aspergillaceae.
AUGAUGCUGGCAGCACGCAGAAACUUGGGUUUUCGACGGGUUUUAACGACGAGUAACCCCCCGCUACGAUACAUAUCCUCGACAGCAACUAACUACUACAAUUGGACCGACCCUACAACUAAUGUGGCUAGAGAUGAGGUCGCACAUCUAGCUGCUACACCUCGUCGCUCUCUGACGCUCGCAGAUUUACUUCACCAUGGCCGUCCACCAUUGUCCAAAGACGCACUUUUGGCGUCCGCCAACUUUACCCUCUCUCUUCUCCCCGCGCGAUUAGCAUCGCGAAUUCAAGCUUUGAGAAAUCUACCUUUCAUCAUUGUCUCAAAUCCGCAUAUGUCAAAAAUCUACCACAAUUAUCUGCACUCGCUGUCCUCUCUUCUUCCGUACCAACAACGGAAAAUCACCACAUUCGAAGAGGAAAAGCAAUUCGUGAACGUCUUGGCCGAUCUAGUCCAAACACACACCAACACUAUCCCAGUACUGGCUCGUGGAUUCCUUGAAUCUCGGAAAUACAUCAACCCAGAAGAUGUGACUCGCUUCCUGGACACCCAUCUCCGCGCGAGAAUUGGCACUCGCUUAAUCGCAGAGCAACAUUUGGCCCUACAUUAUACAUCACAGCCAGUCUCCGAUGAGGUCUCCGAGAAAUCAGAUGACCAUUUCAGUCCGUCAAACUACAUAGGUGUCAUUGAUACUGCCUUGCAACCAGCCCGCAUCAUUCGAUCCUGCGAGGACUUUGUCAGCGAGAUCUGCGAACUGAAAUAUGGUGUUCGCCCACGCCUAGAAAUCGGAGGCGAGCCAGACGCAUCCUUUGCUCACAUCCCCGUCCACAUCGAGUAUAUCAUCACCGAGCUGUUGAAAAAUGCCUUCCGGGCAACAAUCGAGUCCGGAAACGAGAGAGAGCCCAUUGAGGUAACCAUUGCCGCUGCCCCCGACGUCCCUCGAAGUGAGCGCCCGAUCCAAGAAGAUUCCGACGGGAGGUUCCAAUUAGCUUCUCAAUCUGAGCUUAGCGCCGCGCAGGAAUCCAUCGGUCACUCUAGCCCAUCAUCGCAGAGCAUCACGAUUCGCAUUCGCGACCGGGGUGGCGGCAUUCCACCAGAAGUCUUACCUCAUAUUUGGUCAUAUAGCUUCACUACUUUCUCUGAAAUGGAUUUACAGAACACGGAGACUUCCGAUCUACGGGCGUUGGACACCCUAGCGGGCCCUGGGGGGCAUUUAAGUAGUAUUGCAGGACUGGGAUAUGGUUUGCCGCUCAGUCGAGCCUACGCGGAAUAUUUUGGAGGAAGCAUCGCAGUCCAAAGCCUCUGGGGAUGGGGUACAGAUGUCUAUUUGACUCUUCAGGGAGUUGGGAAAAUCGAUUGA